Messenger RNA from Spea bombifrons (plains spadefoot toad), 1268 nucleotides. RefSeq names its product VPS28 subunit of ESCRT-I (gene VPS28). Gene Ontology annotation, biological process: protein transport to vacuole involved in ubiquitin-dependent protein catabolic process via the multivesicular body sorting pathway. Lineage: Eukaryota; Metazoa; Chordata; Amphibia; Anura; Pelobatidae. The record is from RefSeq and is a predicted model, not a curated record. The transcript has 10 exons. Bases 245 to 910 code for a protein of 221 amino acids. Gene Ontology annotation, molecular function: protein-containing complex binding. Gene Ontology annotation, cellular component: ESCRT I complex.
GUGUCGCUCGGCCAUCUUUCUGGAGGUCGGUGAUGAUUUGUUUCUCUAUAUUUCAGCGUAUCUGCUGUUUAGGACUCUUUGAGCCACGGCGAUGACGUCAUGGUGACGUUGUUUGAAGUCAUUACAUCGCGAUCAGGAAGUGUGUGUUGAGAAAAGGAACCGAGCAACGAACUGUGAUCAACAAUAAGCGACAGCCAGUGGAGGUGAUUUACCCCACCUUGGAUUUUUCCAAAAUCCCGACGGAAUGUUCCACGGAAUUCCUGCGCCCGCCGGCAUCGUGGCCCCGGGAAAUAAGCCGGAACUUUACGAGGAGGUCAAGCUGUACAAGAAUGCCCGUGAAAGAGAGAAAUACGACAACAUGGCCGAGCUGUUUGCAGUAGUCAAGACGUUGCAAGCUCUGGAGAAAGCGUAUAUCAAGGACUGUGUCUCCCCCAGCGAGUACACGGCUGCCUGCUCCCGUCUGCUGGUCCAGUACAAGGCGGCUUUCAAACAGGUCCAAGGGGCGGAGGUGGGGUGUAUCGAUGAUUUCUGCAGAAAGUAUCGGCUGGAUUGUCCUCUUGCUAUGGAGAGGAUUAAAGAGGAUCGACCAAUCACCAUUAAGGAUGACAAGGGAAAUCUCAAUCGCUGCAUCGCCGAUAUCGUGUCUCUCUUUAUCACUGUGAUGGACAAGCUGCGUCUGGAGAUUCGCGCCAUGGACGAGAUUCAGCCCGACCUGCGAGAGCUGAUGGAGACGAUGAACCGGAUGAGCCAUCUGCCCCCUGACUUUGAGGGGCGAGAGAAAGUCAGCCAGUGGUUACAGAAGCUCAGCAGCAUGUCCGCCUCUGACGAGUUGGAUGAUUCGCAGGUCCGGCAGAUGCUCUUUGAUCUCGAAUCUGCGUACAACGCCUUCAACAGAUUCCUGCAUUCGUAACGGGCCCAGGAUUCACUGGGGCCCCAGAGGUGAUCCACUGGAGCCCCCCCAUUGAGAAGUCUGAUUUCCUCUGUCCCUUUGACCUGUUUUUGUGAGAAUUCACUCCCUCUGAUCACUGCGAACGCCCUAAAGUAACGUCAUUACACUAGUGGCAGGAGAGGGACCUGUAUGUCUAGAAAAAGAUGGACCGCGUUCCAUGACUCAGUGCUGCCCCCUACUGAGCAUCGACUGUAGUGAUUAUUAUUAAUAUGCCGCUUCCUGGCAUGUCUGGCCAGCGGCCCCCUGCGUUAUCUGCAUUUAUUUAAUAAACUGGAAAAACAUUGAAAAAGCUUUGAAAUAAAGUGAAUUUCUAAAUGCA